Schistosoma haematobium is the source of this 4131-nucleotide messenger RNA. RefSeq lists its product as uncharacterized. Lineage: Eukaryota; Metazoa; Platyhelminthes; Trematoda; Strigeidida; Schistosomatidae. Bases 106 to 471 code for a protein of 121 amino acids. The record is from RefSeq and is a predicted model, not a curated record. The transcript has a single exon.
CGGAUAGACAACAAACAUCAAUAUUAAGACUUUCCAAAGACAUAGCCAGCCCUAUCUGUUGUCCGACCUGCAUAAGUGUGCGAACGUUGAAGGCAGCCAGUUUGAAUGGUGCACGUGGUUUCAGAAAAACUGCUUCAGUUCUCGUAUUCGGUGGUAACAUACAAUUUUCAACCGGACAGUGACUCGAGAACGUUUAGAUACAGUCGGAUUUCCACCAAAGACGAGCGGCUGUAUAAGUAUAAAAGGGUGAAUAAUGUGGAAAAUAAUAAUAAUAAUAACAAUAAUAAUGACAAUAACAGUAAUAAUAAUAAUGUUAUUAGUAAUGACAAUAAUUGUAAUGAUAAUAAUUUGAAUCAAUUGAUUGUUUUUCGGAGCGAGAAAAGUAAUUUCCAUAGACAUAAAGAGUUCGUCAUUUGUGUGUGGGCUGUGAUACUGCCCGGGUGCCCAAACCGAAGCAGGUGGUUAUCUUAGGGGCCACACCCUGAGCCUUUGACCUAAAGGUCUAACCCACAAGGCAGUGGAGCAUCGUAAGGAGAUGCAAUCCCAUGGUAGCCGGUGACCAACGAUUGGUUCAUACGCCAUUUGUUCCCGCAGGAUACUGGAGCCCAUGUGCACCAUUGGUUUGUGAUCCGGUUAAAGCGCCGGACAUUCGCUUUUCGUCCUCUCAUUUUCGUAAACAUCACCCCCGCCACGAGAAGGCAAUGAGUAGGACUUCCCUGGCAGAGGCUGUAUACGCGCGGCCGUGUGAGAGUAUUUCGAGAGGGAGAGCGGACUCUCCCCACUCUCGGCCGUACCAGGGCAUUCGGGGGCAUAUGCAGGAAUACUCGACGUCGAUCAAAAUAUAGAUAUGAGCGGUUUGUGAUCUGUUUGAAGGGCGAAUUGACGACGAUAAAUCAUUUUAUGGAAUUUAUUCACUGCAAAAAAUAAAGCUAGUUCUUUCUCAAUCUGACUGUUUUUUCGUUCAGCUGGGUUAAGAGUUCGGGAUAUAUGAGCAAUUGGUUUUUGUUUACCACCAGGUAGACGAUGACUAAUGACAGCUCCGAUCCCAUAGUUGGAAGCAUCAGCGGUCAUAAUUGUUUUAACCUUUGGAUUGUAAUGGGUCAGCAUCAGUUCAGAAGAUUAAAUGGCGAGACUAAUUUAAGGACGACCUUUGAACGAAUCUUAAAUGACCUUGACAAUUAUUAGCCAAUCAGAAGAAAGUUAGUAUAAAGUGAAAAUAUAUAAAAGUAAUGAAUUACAGUGGAUAUUCUCCUUUUACAUGAUUUAAAAACUUGUUAAAGUUUGAUUAAGGUCCAGAGGUUCUGAAUUCACGAUGCAUAUGGAAUAGAAACUUGUCCAUUGGGUUAGGGUUACGUUAACGGGUAAGGUUAGGGUUAGUUGAGGGUUAAGGUUUAGGGUUAGGGUUAGAGUUUAGGGUUUAGGUUAGGGUUAAGGUUAGGGUUAGUUGAGGGUUAAGGUUUAGGGUUAGGGUUAGGUGAGGGUUAGGAUGCUAACAUACGAGUCUUUAAAUCAUGUAAAAGAAGAAUAUCCACUGUAAUUCAUUACUUUCUUUUAAUAUAUUUUUACUUUAUGCUGUUUUCUUAUUGACUAAUAAUUGAAAUUGCUCAAACGCUUCUGAUUGGCUCGUCCCUAAAUUAAAGACUUGACGUCCCAUCUAUUGUAACCUCUCAUUAAUCACCUACUCUUUAAAAUCCGCUGUGAACCGAUCGUAUGUGAGCAACGCGUGUUGAACUUGGCUCCGUGACCUUGAAAUUGCUCAAACACUUCUGAUUGGCUCGUCCCUAAAUUAGGGUCUCGCCGAUUAAAUUCUUUUUAUUUCGUCGCAAGAAUCUUGACAUUCCUUUGUUCAGUGUCAUGUUGCAUUAGCCAUCAAAGGUUGGUUUAGUGGGUGUCACAAUCUAUACAUGUAGGGUAUGGACACACUAUAAUAUACAAUCAUCCCCAUAAAUGAGCGAAUGGUUGUAACAUCAGUCUUUCUGGGCAUGUUUUGAUAAGAUUUAUAUUAUCUGGAUCUGGUCGACGACCAUCCUUAUCAAACAUGUAUCCAAGGUAUCUAAGAGACUCGAGUAGGAAUUCACUUCUCUUUUUGUACCCGAAAAUCCAUUUGUGAUAUUUUAGUAAGUACAGCAUCUAACCGGACCAGUAGUUCCUAAGCAGAAGAACCAACAACUAUAAUAUCAUCCAAAUAAUCUGCUGCACCUUUGAGGUUAGGCAUCAAAGUAUCAACUAUCUGCUGGGAAAUUGCUGGAGCUGGCUUUACACCUGACGGUAAUCGCUUAAAAUGAUAGAGUCCACGGUGGGCAUUAAUGGUUCAUAACUCCUUUGAAUCUUUGUCAAUUUCCACUUGUAUGCAGACCGACUGAUGUUACAACCCUUCGUUCAGAACAGCAAACUAGCUAUUGAUGCGUCCCAGCCCCACUAAUUAGAGGGAGAAGUCCAAGCUUGGAAUGGGGAAGUAUAAUCUGCAAACAGCCAUAAACGAGCGAUAACAACAAACACAAUUCAAAACGUAUAUAUACAGUACAGAACCGUCCUUGGAGAGAGUUACCAAAUAGCAUACUAAAAGACGCAACGGACUAAUAGCAUUUACGAAACUUCCCAGUGGGAAAUACGACAUGAAGGUGCCAAGAGCGCCUUUGGCGCGAAAACAAAGAAAUUCGAAUUUUCUAAAUAACAUUAUAAAAUUAGGUCCUUUCCCAAGUGAGUUCUAGGGAUCUAAUGUCCCCAACACUUUCCCACGAUACUUACUAUACCGAAUUAUUCAUUGUCCAUUAUCCACCUUUCAUAGAAUCAAUCAAUCAAGGUGCGUCAGUGAAAACUUCUUCGGUCUAUGUCUAUUGGUAUUAACGCGAAUGAUGAAUCGAGCACAUAAUGCAUUCGUGUCUCUCCAUACCUUCACUCACAAAGUCAAUCAACUGAACACUGUGUUGUAACUGUUUUCCAAGUGCUUCCAUGUCAACUGUAACAUUCUGUCAGUUGUCGGUCGAUUGAACAGAUUGUUCCAGAUUUCAUAUGCAACCAGUAAUAUGAUUUGUUGUUUGGAUUGUGUGUUGAGGACAUCACAACGAAUUCAUACUGGACAGCAUUCACUGGGAUAAAUUAACCAUCAAUUAGCCAGUCAGUCAGCCAUCCGACCUACCGACCGACCAAACGACACACCAACAACACCAAACCAUACAACAAACGAAUCAGCAGAACAAGUAAACAAGCAGACAAACAACUAGCGUGCUAUGCAGAGAUUGAAAGAAGUAAACAGCCGUCACUCGACAUUGACGACACUGACCAGUGUACACACAAUGCACAGAACGAAAGAAGUGGCAGUACUUAACCAUCUUGUCAUCAUUAUCGGCUCAAUUGGUCAACUGACAACACCAAUACCGGGAUAUGUGUGCACUUGUGCAGCUGCCUCACGCAAGCACGCACACACAGGAAUGUUGGAACAAGGUUCGAGAAGUUGUAAAUCAUAUUGUUAUGUCCUAGUGUCGAUUAAAUUACGGGUAACUCCUGAGAACGAAUAAUGGACUAAUAUGAUACGUAUAUUCUUAUCGUAUAACCAUUCUGUAACUUGAUUAUGCAUUUCUAUUUUCCUCUCAUCAUUAGGUUCUUUUUGACUUAUAAAUUAUUAUGAUCUUAUCUAAUAGUCUUAAAUUAUACUCAGUUUAUUUACAAUCUCUCACGGUUACAGCCACUUUUGGGCUUGAAAUUGUAUAAAUGUUAUUUCCUAUUUUACGGUGUGAUAUGUUUCGUUUGGCUUGUAUAUAAUCCAGGUAUGUUUGAAAUAAAGGAUUCGUAUAGGGUAAGGUGGUAUUGGUGUUCUGGACACAACUGGCAAGGCUAGGAGGAAUAGGAUCAAUAAGUACUCUAGGCUGCUCAUACCGGUCGAUACGUCAUUGGUUUCGGACAAUGCUAAAAUUGUCUAAGUCGUAUUCCGAUUGGCGGAUAAGUCACGUGAUAAUUAGCCGGGCUCAAAAGUCACAAAAUUUGGUGAUGGAGGUUCGCGAAGAAAGAAACUCUUCGGUGACGUGGAUUUCGGGAAGAAAUAAGAUAUAAUAAUAACCGGUGAUUUUUGGAGUUUGUAUUAACAUUAGCUGUCAUUAUUACAGCAGCAGCAAAAUGUAUUAGUUUCCCAAC